AUGGAAUUCAACAUAUUCAGCCUUGUGUUCAACAUUUUCAUCCUCCACACUCUUCCAGUCCUGGCCCAAACUUACGUAUCUUCGACUGUAUGGGUUGUACCAGAUGGCAAUACAGCGGAUCUUUCCAAAACAUAUACAGAGGGUCUCACUCUUCAGGUUACUUGGAACGCGGUUCCAGAGGGAUAUCAGUUCCAGGGUCUAUCCAAUCUCUGGAUUACGACUUGGGACUACUCUAACACGGUAUACAGCCAGCUGCUCACAGGAAAUGUGAAUACAAAUGAGAGUGGUACCUACGACUGGACCAUCACAAUUCCAACAAGUGUUUCGAGCAAGGACGCGAAAUAUGUCCUUCGGUUCAAGAAUCUUAGCCCUGAAUAUAGCAGCAGCUCUCCAGAGGUCUCGAGUACCGGGUUCUUGAUUAUCAAUGGAGUUUCUUCUUCGUCCUCAACAACAUCUUCUGCCCAAACAAUUACGUCCGCUACGAGUACGAGUCUCAGUAGCUCUGUGACUACAACACCAGUAACAUCGACUGCGGGUAUAGUCACCACACCAACAGCAUCCUCAACCUUCGCCGAAAGCAGUGGCUUGAGUGGAGGUGCAAAAGCCGGCAUUGCUGUUGGUGUUGUGGGCGCUGCGCUGUUGAUUGCUGGGUUGGCAUUCUUAACCUUCCGACGGAGGCAUCAGAAGAAGAGCUCACAUGAGGAGCUUCCGACAGACCCUCCGACAUACUAUGAGCCUCCCACGGAAUACGCCACUAGAUAUCCGGGUGACGUACCGAUAGCUGAGACAGGCGGCCAUGAGAGAGCAGAAUUGCAAGGCAGCUAG
Molecule: messenger RNA, 825 nt
Organism: Sclerotinia borealis F-4128
Lineage: Eukaryota; Fungi; Ascomycota; Leotiomycetes; Helotiales; Sclerotiniaceae
Source: the annotation of a GenBank genome assembly